AUGCGUGUCCUACAGAUGUACCGCAACAAGGAGGAGAAACCUAUGCAGUGGAGUAUGAAAACAUACGCUGAUCUCAUCAUAGAAGAGGACAAGGCAUCCUUCGAGCCUUUGGUAGAGAAACCAUCCAGUGGAGAUAUGAAAACAUACCGCUAUCUCAUCAUAGAAGAGGACAAGGCAUCCUUAGGGAUGUACCAUGUGUUUCUUCUCAUAAAGGAUGGUUUCUUCCACAUUACAAACCUUGCACUGGCAAAGAUCGAGACAGCCAUUGAAAAAAUGGAUGUGGGAGCAUUGAAAGAGCUCCAGACACUCAUCAAGAUAGACUUCUGCUCCACCAGAGAUUACCAUGACGAGGGCUGCAGUACAGCAGUGAUGUUCAAUCUGGGCCAUGAAAUCCACUUAAUGAUUGGGGGGGAUAAAGAAAAUGUUUUGACUCACUGGAUGAUGGACCCUCAUCAGGCCAAGAUGUGCCUUGCUCACUCUGUCAACAAUAGCUUAAUUCCAGGUGUGAGGAAGAUGGUGGUGGUGGAAAAUCUCUUGUAUGUUCUUGACACUGAGGAUGCCCUGAGUCUUUGGGACCUACAUUUUCUUGUCAUGAUUCACUGUUGGCCAGAUCUUGCCAUUCAUGACUUUGAACUCACCACAGAAUGCGGCUCUGCCUCCUUGGUGGCCCAGGACAAGGGCAGCAUGAAGAUGAUCACACUGACAAAACAAGACAACAGUCAGAUCAACUCACUGCAAAUACGAUUUCUGCCGUCCAUGACUGUUUGCUACUCUCUGGAUGUUUCCUCAGUCUCCUGCCUUGUCCAGACAAAAAUAAACAUGGAUACUAUUUAUUUAGUUGAGGGGAUUUGUGAGAAUCCAGAAAGUCGAGGAGAGCCUAUAUCUUCUGUUGUUGUCAGAUGCUUCACAGAGGCUUUGCCUGAGAACAGACUGAGCAGACUUCUUCACAAACACAUGUUUGAAGAGGCUGAAAAGUUCGCCAUCACAUUUGAGCUGGAUUUAGAGCUUGUUUACAAGGUGAAGCUUGACUUUGUGCUGGAGCAGCUGGCCUCUGCAUCUGUGGGCGGGUAUGGACAGGAUGUGUGGUCUGAACUUGUGGAGGAAGCAAAGACCAACCUGAUGAAGAUCACAGAUGAGCAGUAUGUGGUGGAGUAUUGCCUCAAGGCUCCAUGGCCGACCUUUGAGACAGCAGAGAAGAUGCUGAACCAUGCUGCCACACAAUACUCCUCCUUACAGAUCCAAGAGGCCUUGGCGAGGCUGGCAACAUUUUGCAGCCUGCACGGCCCCGAAAAUUUCAAUGGCAUUGCCUGGAUUGAGUUUCUGAACAGUAGUGACAAUUUAGGAGACAUUCUGACCCACCUGAGAGAAGGAGACAUGAAGGGUGCACAGCUGCUUUGGCUGAGAUAUGAGGGACAGAUUGCAGCAGAUUUGGAUGAGAGCAAGCUUGAAGCCGUGCUCAGCGCCAUCCCAGAGGACCUGCCAUCCCAAGACCUCUGUCCUUGGUUUAGGACAGUUUUUGUUCCCUUUCUGAGGAGAGUGCUUCCAACAGGACAAAAAAUCCUGGCAAGAUGGCUGGAGCAGAGGGCGAGGAAUCUGGAGUUAACAGAGAAGGCUGCUUGGCCCCAGAACGGGUUGGACUUGGCAGUGCUUGGACUGCCCUCUUUAUGGACAUGGAUGAAAUCUGAUGAUAAUUAUGGUGCAGAAGAGGUGGAGAACCUCAAGUCCCUGGUGUCCAACCUCCGUCAGCUCCUGGACCUCCACCGGAAAUACAACUGCAGACUUUCACUUUCAGUCUUUGAGAAGGGAAGUGUACGAAGUGUCGCGUUCUUCAUGCUGGACAAAGUGCCGGCUCCAGAGCUCAUCGCAGCCACAGUGGAGAGCAGUAUUCUGCCUUAUGCUGAAGAGCACGAGAUUCCUUUUGAUGAGCUGCUUUUACAGUAUAUCAAGGAUCUGCUAGAGCGCUGCAGUUCUCAGACCACAACCCUUUUCACAGAAUGGGAAGCCAAAGCAGUGGCUGUGCUAGAUUGCAUGACUGAUACUGAUCUGAUGGUGGAUGCUGUGCUGGAGAUCAUGCAGAAAGCUGUAGUGCCCUGGAGUAAUGUGGUAGAAAAACUGGUUCAGCAGUACCUAGAGAUGGAUGGACCAAAACAAGAGCUUUUAAAGGAAAGCUACCGUCUGAUGGAGAUCAGAAAACUUCUGAGGGGCUAUGGGAUCCGCAACUUCAACCUCUCCAACAGCACUCAAAUAAUGACACUGAUUAGAUACAUCCUGAAGCAAGACUUGCCAAUGUCUUUAGAAGACUCCCUGACAUUAGCUGAAGCAUACAAACUUCCAACCUCACAGAUAAAUUACUUGUAUCUCAUCCAGCUGAUUGGCCAAGGAAAGAGCGAGGAAUGCAUGACCGUCCUGAAGAAUCUGUCCUCUGCAGAAGCAGAGUGUGUCAUUGAGCGUCUCACGUCCUGGGCUAGGCUGCAGCUGCAGGACAAAGACCACAUAUCUGAUGAGCACAAGAAACACCAGAUGGUCAUCGCUCAGGUGAUUGUGGAGGCUCUGAAAUACCUGCAUAUAAUUCAAAAGCAUGAUGCUUUUAAAAGCAUGGCGUGUGAAAACAACCUCAUCAUGUUCAAGGCGAUUGCUCAUCUACAGGAGGACUUUGAUGUUUUCUUCACCCCCUCCAACUAUGAGGAUCCAAACAUCAGAAAACAGAUCCAGGAGCAUCACAUCACAGCCUAUGAAAACACACAUGGCCGCCGUUCGUCUAAGGGGAAGGCUACGACAACUCCAGUAGUGGCUAAUGAUCCCGAUGGCAAGACCAAAACUAUAUCCACAGAAGCUGGCUUACGUCGUCUAGGGAGACAGCUGCAGCGCACCGAACAGGAGCUCUGGUCUGACCUGGCCCUGCGAGCUUUGGGAGUGGGCAAGGUGGACAAGGCCCUCAAGAUCCUCAGUGAGCUGUAUGAACACCACUAUAACACCAGCACAGGGAAGGUUUUGUUCACUGCAGCCAAGACAUUGUGCCAGAUGCUGGAGGCAGAUGUGCCCAUGGUGCUUCCUGAUGACAUGGAUUUGCCAGCAGUCAUCCACGAUUUGGCCCGCCAGGCAAUCACUGUGUGCCACUCAGAUCUGCUCCUGGACUGUCUGGAGCUCUGCAAGUGCACACGGAUAGCUAUGGAUGUCUAUCAUCAGUGUCAGUUAUCAGACAACUACGGCUUUAUAGCCAAGGUAGGGUCAAACUACCUGCAGCCCCUCCUGGGUCCCCUGUCCAACAUGUUACAGAUGCUACAGGAGUGCAGUCAGCUUGAGCUGGCACUCAGAGUGCUGGUCAACUCAUACGGCAGCUGCCUGCAACACGUCACCUCUAAUGUUAUGGACAUAAAGCUCAGUGUACAGCUUUAUGAUCCACAAGAGCUUAAGAAGUACAGUAUAUGCUUGAAUGAUCUUCGAAAAACAACUACUUUGUCUCUGAAUGCUGUUGCUGUGGCUCUCUUGAACAAGGUGUUCAACUGGAGGGUGGUCGAUUGUGAUUUGGCUAUUGGACUCUGUACGCUCCUCUCCAAAGCAGAAGUCUUCAAAAUACUGUGGAAGGUUAUUGACAACACCUGGCAAAACUAUGACAAAAUCUUGGCAGUGGCCAGAAUCGGGGCCAAUCUCUGCUGCUUGUACAAUGAGGCAAACGAACAAGAGAAGUUUUUCUCAGUCAUCACUGAUGCUGAAUGGGGCAUCAAGCUUGGCAAACUUGAGAUAUCCAUCCAGCCAGUGUUUCGUCAGCGGCCUGAGAUGAAGAGUAGUCUGAUCCCAGAUCUGGUAAAAAAUAGGAAGAUCACCCCAGACAUUAUCCUCCAGUACUGCAGCACCUUUGGUCUAGACCGCGACGGUGUGAUCAACCAGUACAUUACCACCUUACUGCUGCUCCAAGAGGACGAGGAAGGUAUACACCAGGAAGAGAUGCAGCCUCUGUGUCAUGAAGACGCACUGGAGCGAGUCCUACAGAUUAUCCCGAUGUUACACAGCACCAGUGAGCUCACAGACAGUCUCUGUGCUGCCAUGUUCAAGCUCAGCCCUUACAACUAUGAGAGGAUCGAAGUAGUGCUGAAGAUCAUACAGGCUGCAGAUGAGAAUGUGACAAGCUUCUCUAUUAGUCAGGCAAUGGGUCUCCUUCAGCACCUGAAGUCCUACAAGCGAGUCUCUCCUGCCUCAGAUGUGGAGAACACAUAUCUGCUGGAAAACAACCUGCUGCCCAACCCCCUCUCCAACAGCAGACUGCCUUUCCACCUACUUAUGCAGACCAAACAUUACUGGAAGAUUAUCUCUCCUGAGCUCAGCGAGGAGACGUUCCCUACACUUCUUCUGAUUAGCAAACUGAUGAAGGUGAGCCUUGACAAGUUAUACAUGUCAGCUGCCAACCAUGUGUUUGAGAAGAAGAUGAAGCCUUUACUCUUAGAGCAAAGGAAAAAGGGUCAGGGUCAUGGCUACAACAAGGAGACUUUCAAGGUGGCCAAGACCAUGAUGAAGUACAUCCACUGCAUCCAGAGCCCGGAGUGGGCCGCUGCCACAGCCCACAAGAUCACCCAGGAGCUGCCACCAGGCUAUGAGAAGACACAGUCACUUAGGUUCUGUUUGGCUCUUGGGGAUGCCUGGCUGAAAGAUCCAAACCUUGAGGAGGCAGCGCGGGCCAGAGGGGAGACCUUUCUGUCAAAGCUGAAGCUGCAGUUCCAGCGCUCGGCUACUGAGAAUACUUUGAUAACCAGCCAGUUGAACAGCCCAGAGCAUCUGAAACUGACGGGGUUGCCAGCCAGGCUCAUAGUGGCCCUGUAUGAGCACAGCAGUGUGGAGCAGCACUACAGAGACACAGGAGGUCAAACAUAUCCUGACAUACAUGCAGUGGUUAAGGAGGUAGCCACCAUCAACAAUGUGGAUCUCUUAAAAAUCCGUAACAUGAUGUUGGAAAAAUGGAUCUGCAAAACAGGCCCUGCUGUUGCCAAGGAUAUUGGUAAUUACGAAUGUGUCAGCCGCAUUGAGGAGGACCCAGACUUAAUGAGGGUGGUGUACAUGCUGCAGUCGUGCCCCAUGGAUGAUGCUGUCCGUCUUCUAAACCCUAUCCUAUCUGCCGAAACCUGGCCACUUAGCUCUUCUGGGCCUCGUCUGACCUUCUGCCAUCGGACUCGAGCGCUGCUUUGUCUCGUCCGCCUUGCUGAUGCAGCCACUCUGGAGACUCAGUUGCAGAUCCCUAGGACCAAAAUUCAAUAUUACUUGAAGUGCUACGUCUUUGUCUCUCAACUGGAGGCAUUAAACAUCCCUUACACGGUGCAGUCUUUCCUCAGUAGUCCCAAAGAGGGCUUGGUCAAAGGGCUGUGGAAGAACCACAGUCAUGAGCCACAGGCGGUGCGGUUGGUGGCAGACCUGUGCUUGGAGUAUCAGGUGUACGACCCUCAGCUGUGGAACAGUCUGCUUCAGAAGCUGCUGGGAUUCAACUUGAUCAGCCACCUCCAGAGGGUGCUGGAGGCAAUAGUGGCUGUGCCUGCUCUGUGGGAGAUUUCUAGUUUCUCCAGGACCUGGAGAAGUAUGAUACUGGCACCUUUCGUCUCAGCUUCUGUCCCUCUGAGUCCCGAUCAACAGGCAACACUCUAUAGGACGUUUGUUCUCCUCCUCAAGCCUCUCUGUCUGUCUGUAACCGUGUUGCCGUCCUUGAAGCAGGUGGAGAAGCUUAUGAACACUGGGGAAUUGUCUGGAGUUCCCUCACAGAUCAGGGAGACUUUACUAGCUUUCAUCAGUGAAAAUAGAAAGCACCAGAAACUGCUGAAGAACAAACACUUCAAGCAUCUGGAGCAGCUCAUUGUGUCCAGUGGUCAACCUAACCAGGUGAAAGACUUGAUAGACUACUUGAUGAGAACUGAUAACCACACUGAGGCCCCUCUGAACUGA
Messenger RNA from Morone saxatilis (striped sea-bass), 5922 nucleotides. It is a transcript of the gene kntc1, whose product is annotated as kinetochore associated 1. NCBI's taxonomy places the organism in Eukaryota, Metazoa, Chordata, Actinopteri, Moronidae. The record is from RefSeq and is a predicted model, not a curated record. The coding region runs from base 1 to 5922 and encodes 1973 amino acids. The transcript is spliced from 56 exons. Gene Ontology annotation, biological process: mitotic spindle assembly checkpoint signaling; protein localization to kinetochore involved in kinetochore assembly; mitotic sister chromatid segregation. Gene Ontology annotation, molecular function: small GTPase binding. Gene Ontology annotation, cellular component: kinetochore microtubule; cytoplasm; RZZ complex.